Molecule: messenger RNA, 734 nt
Organism: Notolabrus celidotus (New Zealand spotty)
Lineage: Eukaryota; Metazoa; Chordata; Actinopteri; Labriformes; Labridae
Product: arachidonate 15-lipoxygenase B-like
Exons: 2
Coding region: 30-374 (114 amino acids)
Molecular function (GO): oxidoreductase activity, acting on single donors with incorporation of molecular oxygen, incorporation of two atoms of oxygen; metal ion binding
Source: RefSeq, a predicted model, not a curated record
GUCAAUCAUUAAUUCAUCACAGUUCCACUAUGGUGCCUGGAUGCCCAACACUCCAACCUCCAUGCAACUUCCUUCCACCAACCAAGAAGGGGAAAUCAAGCGAGGCCACCAUGCUGCAGACCCUCCCUGACGUCAACGUGACAGUUCAUGGAAUAGCCGUCAUGCAUCUUCUCAGCAAGCAGUCCACUGACUUUGUCCCUCUGGGCCACUACCCAGACCAGCGCUUCUGUGAGGAGAUUCCCUGCAAGCUGAUUGAGGGCUUUCAAGGAGAGCUUGAAGUGCUAAGUGAAGUCAUCAAAGUCAGAAACGAGAGUCUGGAUCUCCCAUACACAUACAUGGCGCUGACUGUGGUGGAAAACAGUGUGGCUCUUUGAAAACAUGUGUGAGCCAAAAUCCAGCUUCAGCUUUAUCCAAAGUGAGAGGAUCAAAUAUAAUGAAAAAAAACUAAUGCAUGUGAUCAUUGUUUGCUUUUUCUGGAUAUGUAUCGCUUUAAUCUUUCAAUCCUAGCAAACAUGUACCAUCUAAAAUCAUAAUCACUGUUAGUUACUUAUCACAAUAUUACUGUUGGAAACAUUUGAUUUUGCUUUGUUUGUAACACUUAAGAAGUCAAGUGUGUCUCAAAAUUACUGUUCACUGUAUGCUGUGUUUUCUGGAUUCAAAUGUGUAACCUCGGGGUGCACUACACCAUGGUGUUUAUCCUUUGAUGCUUAUAAUAAAGAACUGAUUAAUAACAA